AUGCAUGCCGCUUAUUUACUCUUUCUGGCAGUUUUGGCAAGGUAAUCUUAAUUUCAUAUAUGAAAAACCAGGUAAAAAUUGCAUAUUGUCCAGAUGCCAAAUUCAUAUUGCCAACGACAACUAUUUUCUGGAAAAACAGCGAUUGAGACGAGAUAGUGAGUUAGGGGCAGGUUUCCGAGAGGCUUUUUGUUCGAUUUCUUGUUUAGAAGGACAGAAAGAAGAAGAAAAAGAAGCCGUACUUUGAUUGAUAAAAGCCAUUUUCUAAACAACCCGAACCGAUCUUCAGUCUUUUGAUUACAGCUGGAACCACGACGUGCGCUGAUGGAAUGACCACGGCUACACGAAACAUUUUCGAUCAAACUAUCGCAAACGGAAAAGUAAUAAAACAACAGAUGAUAGUUGGUUCAAAUGAACUACAUUUGUAGAUAUGGGACUGUACUCUCGAAGCGAAAGCGCAAGCGGUCAUCAAAGAGUGUUUGUCGGACAAUGGAGGGGCUACGAACGGAACUCUGAAACUCAGCUUCUCACUGACGGACAAUUCAACCGCUGAAUCGAUCAUUUCAGACUCGCAGACGGCAUUGGGACUCGCUGCCAAAAAUUUGAACAGUGAUUCGGAUGUAAGUAUCGAAUAAUAGAAGUCUCAUGAAAUAUUGUUGUUCAGGUGAAAGAGAUCAUUGGCUGCUCUUAUGCCCAGUGCGAAGAAAGGGUCGACAUUCUGUGUCUAUACAGUAGAUCGGCCACAACUACGCCACUUCCUUGA
Caenorhabditis sp. 36 PRJEB53466 is the source of this 760-nucleotide messenger RNA. The record is from the annotation of a GenBank genome assembly. Lineage: Eukaryota; Metazoa; Nematoda; Chromadorea; Rhabditida; Rhabditidae.